This is a messenger RNA of Dermacentor silvarum, 844 nucleotides long. Its product is annotated as 1-acyl-sn-glycerol-3-phosphate acyltransferase alpha-like. The record is from RefSeq and is a predicted model, not a curated record. Gene Ontology annotation, biological process: phosphatidic acid biosynthetic process. Gene Ontology annotation, cellular component: endoplasmic reticulum. The coding region runs from base 176 to 844 and encodes 222 amino acids. Gene Ontology annotation, molecular function: 1-acylglycerol-3-phosphate O-acyltransferase activity. NCBI's taxonomy places the organism in Eukaryota, Metazoa, Arthropoda, Arachnida, Ixodida, Ixodidae. The transcript is spliced from 5 exons.
GCCAUGCUUGAGGAUCAUCAUCAUCAACAGCGGCUGCCGGCCGAAAGGCGCGGCCCCGACAGCGGUCCUUGGCGCGCCCUUCCCCCGGCGCGGUGGUGGUCGCCGUGGCCCACAGUAUCGCAGGGGCCGCACGAAGUGGUGCUCGGGCGCCGCAGCAGCAGCAGCAGCAGCCGCGAUGGGGGUGGGGAAGGUGUCCUGCCCGUGGUGCGUGGCGUUGGGCUUUGCCGUCGUCACCGUUGUGGUGCUCGUCAGGCGAAACCAGACGUUCCGCUACUUCUUCCGCUUGACUACCUACUACGUGCUCAUGUCGGCGGUGUGCGCGCUGGCAUGCGUGCCGUCCGUGUUCAGGCCCUUCGACCCAGCAAACAUGGUCAUGAUCAGUCAUGGCCUCAGGCGUCUUACGUGGGCCAUAGGCGUGGGGGUCGUGCUUCGCCACAGAGAGCGCAUACCCAGAGACAGAAGAUUCAUAUUGGUCGUCAACCACCAGUCCAGCCUGGACGUGUUCGGGCUGCUGCACUUUUGGCGCGAAUUCCAUCCAUGCGUGCCUGUCAUGAAGCGUGAGCUGCUCUACACGGGCCCGCUGGGGUUGGCGUGCUACUUGGCCGGCUCCGUUUUCCUAGACCGUGGCAAUUCGCAGCAGAGCCGCCGAGCGCUCAACGAACGCCUUGAGGAUAUCAAGAACGGCAAGGCGAGCUUCCUGUUGUUUCCCGAAGGGACUCGGAACGCAGAACCCAAGAUGCUGCCAUUCAAGAAAGGCGCAUUCCACAUGGCAGUGAACAGCCAGCUAUACGAUGGUGUUCUGCUGCUGAGCACGGGACCAAGUCAUGGGUUCAACUACUGGUGA